This is a messenger RNA of Clunio marinus, 228 nucleotides long. The record is from the annotation of a GenBank genome assembly. Lineage: Eukaryota; Metazoa; Arthropoda; Insecta; Diptera; Chironomidae.
AUGUUACUGCUUGCUUUUCUUCAACUUAAUCCAUCUAUAAAAGCUUCACCCUCGGCCCCGAAAACAAAAAUUGAACAUAAUAAAAAUAAAGUUAUGCAUAUUGGGCACUUCUCUUUCACGGAGUGUUUGUGGCUAUGCUUCUCCCCAAACAAGCAACCAAGCAAGCCGCGCGUAAGUAUAAUGGGCAAUAAUGGAAUAAUAGGAGAAAAGAUGAUUGGAGAGCAAUAA